GACAGCAAGAAGAAGGAUUGCUCUCUGCUGAGAAGGAAGAGGGACUAAAGAGGAGUAGUAGAUGCAAAGUUGAGUGUGAUUUCUUUCUCCAUUUCAGGAAAGGGGCACAAUGUUCACCCCCGGCUCUGCUCUGACACUGGAGCAGGGCUGGCAAACAGGGGCAACUGGAAGCCUCCAGAAGCUGAAGAAAUUUAAUAAUCAGGACUUUCACCACCUGCGAACCUUGUGUCUGAGCCAAGGAGUGCUUUUUGAGGAUGCCACCUUCCCUGCUCAUGUCAGCUCCAUUGGUCCCAACCUGCUCCCAGAGGAUAAGCUGCGGCGAAUACAAUGGAAGAGGCCAACUGAACUUCAGAGAAAUCCUUACUUGAUCAUGGAUGGAGUUAGCAGAUUUGAUAUCAUGCAAGGAGAAAUAGGUGACUGCUGGCUGCUGGCUGCCGUGGGCUCCCUGACACUGCAGAAGCAAUUUUUGGAAAAUGUUUUACCAAAGGACCAAGGAUUCCAGGAUGAUUAUGCUGGGAUUUUUCAUUUCCGGUUCUGGCAAUAUGGAGACUGGGUGGAUGUAGUGAUAGAUGACCAGCUACCAUUCCUAAAUGGAAGAUACCUGUCUGUACAGCCUCGAACAUCAAAUGAAUUCUGGCCAUCCUUGCUGGAAAAAGCAUAUGCCAAUGUAAGGACUAAUUAACUUCUUUUUUUUUUUUUUUUUUUUUUUUUGCAUGGAGGCUACCUUUCUGAUGCUUUAGUAGACCUCACAGGUGGAAUCCAAAUGGAAUUUUCAUUGAAGAAUCCCCCUCCUGAUCUGGAAGAGAUACUGAAAGCAGCUGAUAAAUCUCAUUGUCUGAUGGGGUGUAGCACCUCAGGCUCGCUGAAGAGAAACAUAGAGGUGAGGAAUGGGAUUGUACAGGGUCAUGCCUACACUGUCACAGGAGCUGUGAAGAUACACUACAAGAAUGGCUGGAAACAUAUAAUCAGAAUCUGGAAUCCGUGGGGCCAUGGGGAGUGGAAGGGGCCCUGGUGUGACAACUCUCCUCAGUGGGACCAUGUUGAGCCUAAAUGCAGAGAAGCCCUCCUCAGAAAUAAGGAUGAUGGAGAAUUCUGGAUGUCCUGUGAAAACUUCCAGGAGCAGUUUUCCUGGCUGUAUAUAUGUAACAGCACCCCAACUUUUCUGGACUUUGGAGAUCAGCACUGCACAAAGUGGUCCGUGGACAGCCACAUCAACCUGUGGAGUCCAGUCCUUGCCACAGGCAGGAACUAUUCCCCAGGUGCAGUUUCAACAAACCCUCAGUAUUUUUUCAAAGUGCCAGAUUAUGACUCAAAACCCUAUAAUGUAGUCGUUUCACUCAUGCAAAAACAUGCUGAGGAUAUGCACAAUGCAAAAACCCUGAAGAUUGGCUUUUUGAUCACCAUGGAGAACUCCAAAGUUCUGGAACAAUUUUCCCGGACUCGAGAUGUAACCAAAUACUUUACCUUGAGCCCAGGAACCUAUGCUGUUGUUCCUGCUACUACAGAGGACCAAGAAUUUGAAUUUCUCUUACGAAUUUUCAUGAAGAAUCAAGACUACAAUGAGAACUCAAACUUCCCGCCCAACCCAGUGCUGCCAAUGGAUGUACCAAGACAGAACCAGGACAGAUCCUAUAAGGCUGUCUUCCUAAGAUACACUAAGCAGGGCUCAACUAUUGAUGCCUCGCAGCUGCAACAACUCCUUAAUGAUGUGAUCCUGCAAGAUGAAAUGACCAGUCUGGGAGGAAGAUUCAGCUUCGAUUCAUGCAGAGGCAUUUUAGCUCUGAUGGAUCUCAACUCGAAUGGACAUCUCACACUGCAGGAGUUUGGGCGCCUCUGGCGAAGCCUGACUAAGUACAUGGAUAUCUUCAGCAAGGAAGACAGAAAUCAUUCUGGAUUUCUUGAUGUGUCUGAACUGAAGAGUGCAAUACAGACAGCAGGACUGACCGCUAACGAGCAGCUCCUGUGCCUGCUGGCCUUGCGAUACGGCGAUGCUGCCAGGAGAAUUGGCUUCUCUGACUUUGUGUGCUGCAUGCUGCGCCUUGAAACCAUGACCAAUGCAUUUCAAAACUUAGCAGAGGGAGGAUCACAAGUUUUGAUGACAGCAAUGGAGUGGCUGACUCUUGUCAUGUACACCUAAAGAGACGUCAGAACUCGAUGCGUCUGGUGGCUUUUCUGCUCCUCAGUAGGCCACACAGCCCAAGGCCAUCCCAUACAAGAGCUAUCAUGGGGUUCUUGAAAAACCACUGUGAAGGAGUGAAGCCAGAUUUCCUAUGGACUUUUGAUUAUGCUUGAUGGUACUCAGAUGUUGGGAUGAAGGGUCCUUUUCAGGCAAACUGGAGUUGCUUUGGAGAGAGAAGAGAAGAUAAUGAGGGAUAUCCAUGAGCAAGCUGGUAGUACUUAAUGGUCUGGGCAAGAUAGAAGUGCUGACUGUAAUCUCCUCUCAUCUUCCUGUAAAUAAUACGGCUGGUUCUCCUGGUUAAUGCACAGAAGUCAGGAACAGCUCCAUUAACUCCACUGCACAUAAGAAUAGAGUCAGGCCUUCUGUGUGGAAGGAUUGUCUAUCAUGUAGGUAACAAAAACAA
Athene cunicularia (burrowing owl) is the source of this 2582-nucleotide messenger RNA. RefSeq names its product calpain-13-like. Gene Ontology annotation, molecular function: calcium-dependent cysteine-type endopeptidase activity; calcium ion binding. Gene Ontology annotation, cellular component: cytoplasm. The record is from RefSeq and is a predicted model, not a curated record. NCBI's taxonomy places the organism in Eukaryota, Metazoa, Chordata, Aves, Strigiformes, Strigidae. The transcript is spliced from 22 exons. Gene Ontology annotation, biological process: proteolysis.